AUGAGUGACUCUGAGAAACCGAAAGACAAGGGUGAGACUGUUCCUGAGGCCUGCUGGCCUGAAAAUGGAGAUCAGUGGAGUGAUGGAGGAGAAAUGGAAGAAUCUGUGCUCAUUCAAGAAAUGGUGGAAGAGGAUGAGGAGAUUGACCUGUACAAUGAAGAGACCUUCGGAUUAGACCUAAGUGUUGAAGACUUGGAGGCAGAUCCUGUUGAUCUUCUGUUAAUGGAAGGAAACCAGCCUUCCUCACCCCCUCAUCCAUCACCACACGAGUCCUCUCCUCCCAGCCCUGAAGCUGAAAUCAAGCCCCAGGCUCCUGCAGGCCUGAGCGAAAGGUCCUGCAGCCGAAGGGAGCGAGUCGGUAAGGGGCAGCUGCUUGAUGAUCCAGCUGUGAUGAGGACUGUGGAAGGUCCACCCAGUCUCAAGAGUUUGGACAGCGCUAUUGUGGACUGUGGACGCAGUUCAGGCUGGGGGGAUCUCAACGCAAACAUGUGGAUGAUGUCAUCACCUUACAGCCCAGUGAGACAAACACCUCUCUUACAAGACAAAGCCAUUGUGCAAGUGAUCGACAGGUCAUCUCGUGGUAGGUUGCCGUUCAUGUCCCCUAACUUGCAAUCGCCAGUACAGAGGCCUCUCCCUCAGCAGACACCUGCGUGUCCAGUGAUGCCUAGAUCUCCAAUAUGCCCUCGGAGUCCAUUCUCAAUUAAACAGCAGUACAACCAGCCAGGCAUUUAUCUUUCGCCCUCUGCUCCACACUUCCGUUCUCCCAAAAUGAUGCCACUGCAGUUUGGACCAAACUCACCCCGGCCUGGCCCCUGCUUCAGCCCUUUACCCAGCCCCCUCCCUCAGAGGUUCAGGUUCCCAGUCUUGGCAACCCAAUUCCAUCCACAGCACAAGAGACUGUUGAGUCAGCGUCCUCAAGGCUUUCGGAGAAAGCCAAAGUAUUGGGAUCAUUAUGCUGAGUUUAUGUCGGCCAAGGAGAAGGAGUGGAUCAUUAAAUUGCAGAUGAUCCAGCUACAAAGUGAGAACCCACAUCAGGAUGAUUACUACUACCAGGAAUACUAUCGGAGACUGGAGGCAAAAUUGGCUGAGGAGGAAAUGCUGGGUGACCGCUCUAAGAGGGAACCACCCAAACUCACAACACCAUACGUCAGCAAAACUGUCUCAUACACUCCAGUGGUUCAUAUUGAGGGCUCGCUGGGUCAAGUUGCAGUUUCUACGUGUUACUCACCACGUCGAGCCAUCGAUGCUGUCCAUGGUCACAGUGUGGAAGAACAGAAAGACAGACAGCAGAGACUUGAGGUGCUGAACACCAUUGAGAAUUGCUACAUCAUUUUGUUGGGGGUGGAGGAAGCUGAGCAAGCAAAGGCAAGUAUUUCGGAUGAAGAGGAGAAGCAGAGAAGGCUAGAGACCAUUCAGAGAGGAGUGGAGCAGAUCAGCAGUCAGCUAUGCAACCCCAAUUCUUUGGAGUCUGAAGAAGCGUUUCUACCAUGCCUCUUGGUUUCAAAAGGGAAAAAGCUGCUGGCGAGGCUCCUCCCAUUUCUAUCCCAUGAUUCAUCUCUACAGGUUCUGAGAGUGAUCUCAACACAGCUGCCAGCACUGAUGAGCCGAGAUGUAGAUGAGGCUCUUCCUGUCCUCUACCCAUCUCUCCGAGCUGUAAUUGGCACAUUGAACUUCACUCAGCUGGUCAGCAUUCUUCAGAACUUCACUAUGGCCUUACCUGACUCCACAGACUUGCGCUUAACACUGGCCUGCCAGAAUAAGUUUGGUCUGUCCUUGCUGUAUGCAUUGCUUUCACAUGGUGAGAGACUCCUGACCUCUGAUGUUCCCAUGGAGCCAAGCAUUGGUGACUUUGAGAGCUGGACGGACACUGUUUUCCAUGUGGCACGGCAGCUGUCCCGCUCAUCCCUCAUUGAGCCACUCUGCUUACCCUCCAACCUGCUCACGCUGUUCUGCCGCUAUUUGGACAAACACACUGUCCAGCAGCUCAAAAACAACAUGGAGUCUUCAGCUGGCUAUCUGGCUGUAGGUUCCUGA
Neoarius graeffei (lesser salmon catfish) is the source of this 2034-nucleotide messenger RNA. RefSeq names its product PAT1 homolog 2 (gene patl2). Gene Ontology annotation, cellular component: P-body. The transcript has 18 exons. Bases 1 to 2034 code for a protein of 677 amino acids. The record is from RefSeq and is a predicted model, not a curated record. Gene Ontology annotation, molecular function: RNA binding. Gene Ontology annotation, biological process: P-body assembly; deadenylation-dependent decapping of nuclear-transcribed mRNA. NCBI's taxonomy places the organism in Eukaryota, Metazoa, Chordata, Actinopteri, Siluriformes, Ariidae.